UUUUUAAAUAGUAUCGGUUUUAAGAAAAGAAAAGAAAAAAAAAAAAUUCAAGUUCAAGUUUAAACUUUUUUUUUAUUUUAACAAUAACAAUAAUAAUGUAUAACAAAUGGGAUAUUAGACCAAGGAUAUGGUGUAAAUACUGCAAAAAAUUCAUUACCAACAAUAAGCCUUCAAUUCAAAUUCAUGAAAAUGGUGGAGCCCAUAAAGCAGCAGUAGAAAGUUUCUUACGUAAUGUAUACAAAAAGGGGAGACAAGAAAAAGAAGAAGAAGAGAAUAUUAGAUGUGAGCUUCAGCGUAUCGAGAGUGCAGCAUUAAAUGCAGUUGGUAUUGCUGAGCGAAGUAAAUACAGUUCAACGAGUGUUGCAUCACCAAGUCAAAUGAGUACAUCAAGUAAAUCUACUCGCAGUACAACUACUACUUAUAAUUCACCAGUCUACAUUCCAACCAUUGAUGAACUACGCCAACAAGCUGAGGACGAAAAGAAUCAAGCGGAAAGAGCUAAAUUAGAAGGGCGUGAGGAAUGGGCAGUGAACACACAAGUAGCUAAAGUUGGUGAAUGGGAAAUAAUAGCUCAACCUUCAGUAGAUUCUACUGCAGUCAAUAAUCAAAGCGAUAAAAAUAAAACGAAACCGGCCACAACACAUGAUCAAACUCCAGAGUUUCAAGAUGAUGAUGAAGAAGAUGAAGAAGAUUUACAUAAUUUUAAAAUUAAGGAAAAGGAGCUUCCAGUAGAUAUAGAUAAUGCUCCCGGAGAUGGUGAAAAAGAAGAAAUAACGUUCAAGAAACGUAAAUUAGGUGGUGGUGACUCGAUUUUCAAACCAAGGAAGAAAAAGCCCCUUAGAAAGAAAGAUUGAUGUAAUAACGACGACAUGAAUGAUACUCAUAUGUAUAUGCAUAUAACUCUAUGUUAGGGUGCUCAUAUAUGUAAAUUUGUUGUAUUUGCAGAUACAUGUUACAUAUCAUGUAAGCUAUUUUUUGUUGAUAUUAUUUUAUAAACAUAUAAUUGUAUAUUUUGAAA
Cokeromyces recurvatus is the source of this 1018-nucleotide messenger RNA. RefSeq lists its product as uncharacterized. Gene Ontology annotation, molecular function: zinc ion binding; RNA binding. The record is from RefSeq and is a predicted model, not a curated record. Gene Ontology annotation, biological process: mRNA splicing, via spliceosome. Bases 96 to 854 code for a protein of 252 amino acids. The transcript has 4 exons. Lineage: Eukaryota; Fungi; Mucoromycota; Mucoromycetes; Mucorales; Mucoraceae. Gene Ontology annotation, cellular component: precatalytic spliceosome.